This is a messenger RNA of Falco peregrinus (peregrine falcon), 1956 nucleotides long. RefSeq names its product WD repeat domain 76 (gene WDR76). The transcript has 13 exons. Gene Ontology annotation, cellular component: nucleus. Gene Ontology annotation, biological process: regulation of DNA damage checkpoint. Lineage: Eukaryota; Metazoa; Chordata; Aves; Falconiformes; Falconidae. The record is from RefSeq and is a predicted model, not a curated record. Gene Ontology annotation, molecular function: protein binding; DNA binding. Bases 43 to 1818 code for a protein of 591 amino acids.
GCGGCCGCUCCGCCCCCGCGCCCGCCCGCCACUCGGCCCGCCAUGGCGCUCUCGCAGACCGGGACGCUGGAGCCCGAGGGGCUGUCGCCGCGCACCCAGCAGCGGAUGCAGGAGUCCACCCCGACGGGGCCCGGCCAGCCGCGGCUGAGCCCGCAGCGGGGCGAGCGGCGAGCCGGUGUGGCGCAGCAGCUGCGGGUGCUGCUCACGCCGAUGGCCGUCGCGGGCCGCCGCAUGCCCCAGAAGCGGCUGCUGGGCGCCUACGGCGGGGCGGCGGAGGGCAGGGCGCCGGGCGGCAAGCGGCUCUGCCUGGAGCCCAGCCCGGAGCCCAGCCCGCCCCCCGGCAGCCCGGCCGCCAGCGGCUCGGACGGCGUUUUGGACGCGGACAGCGACGGGAGCGAUGGAGGCGACGCUGCGCUGGAUGGAUACUCACAGUUAUCAGCUUAUGAAAGGAAAAGACUAAAGAACAUUACAGAAAAUGCUAAAUUCUUCGCUGCUUUAAAGUUGCAUGAGUCAGCUGCAAGACUUUACCAAAUUACAACUAAAAGACAAUCUCGUGUCACCAAAAGAGAUAAGCCUAAAAAGGUAGAAGAUGAAACAGUACGGCGAAGAUCUAUGCGUUUACAAAGAGUAGAGCCGUCAGGAAUUCCAAUGCCAGAGAUGAUGCCUGCCCAGCCAGGAGCAGAGGAAUAUCCUCAAGUUCCAGCCGGACCUUUGCCAAUGGUUCAAGAUCAGAUGGAGAACAGUAAAUUAAUGGAGGAGUUACUGACUACAUGGAUGAGGAUAAGUGAGAUGAAAGCUAAUGAUACUGAAAAGCGCAUGCCUGGCCUGCAAAGAUACCAAGACAGCCUGAACAGCAUGGUCCUCAGUGAAGAUAACAUUAAAAAGGUUGUGAAAUACCGAGUAUGCUCUAUGGCUAUCCAUCCUUCUGAAAGCCUUAUCUUUGUGGCAGCUGGAGACAAGUCUGGGCAGAUUGGUCUCUGGAAUGUGGACUGUAAAUCUGAAGCAGCAGCCUAUGUCUUUAUUCCACAUAGCUAUUCGGUCAGCUGCAUGCAUUUUUCUCCGUUCAAUCCUGCUCACUUGCUGUCUCUAAGCAGCGAAAGUCUGCGAUGUGGCGACGUCACUAAAGCUGUCUUUGAUGAGAUAUGGAGAAGUGAGGAAAACUUAUCUUCCUUUGACUUUUUGGAAGAUAAUGCCGCCACUGCAAUAGUAGGGCACUGGGAUGGCGAUGUCGCUGUUGUGGACAGACGGACCCCAGGAACAUCUUCGGAGCUUUCUGCAGACAUUGGCUUCAAAAGAACAAGGACAGUCCACGUUCAUCCGGUGAAUAAACAGUAUUUCGUUGCUGCUGGCUCAGUGGAUGUUUGUAUUUAUGAUGUUCGAUACCUGAAGCCCAAGGGGAACAAGCCUGUGAGCUCUCUCAAAGGACACACGAAAAGUGUCGCUUCAGCGUAUUUCUCGCCUGUCACUGGGAACAGAGUUGUGACAGUGUGUGCUGACGAUAAGCUGAGGAUCUACGACACCACCUCUUUGUCGUCAGCGGUCACAGUUCUCAGUACUGUCAGUCAUAACAAUAACACAGGCCGCUGGUUAACCAGGUUCAGAGCAAUCUGGGACCCUAAGCAGGAAGACUGCUUCGUGGUGGGCAGUAUGGCGCGUCCAAGGCACAUAGAAGUCUUCCAAGAUACCGGAAAACUGUUGCACACUUUUUAUAACCUUAACUGCCUUGCUUCCGUGUGUUCCAUUAAUGUUGUUCAUCCCAGUAAGAACGUCUUAGUGGGCGGCAACUCCAGUGGCCGCCUUCAUGUGUUCAAAGAAUAAGAAAAGUGCCUCAGAUAUUUUUUUUUUUCCUUCGUGCAUUAAAUUUGUUUAAUCCUUAUUAAGCUGUUCCUAAGCUAACUGUAUUUUCUCAGGGCAAAAGUGUAUUUUAAAAGCUUUAGAAUAAAUCUUCUAAACUAC